AUGGAUGAAAAGAAACCUUCCAGCUUUGUAUCCAAAAGUGAGUUCCAGACAAAAGAACAGGUGCCAUUUGAGAAAUCCGAGGCUGAAGUCAAGCUUGUCAGUAAAAUGAACAGACAUUUUAUCCCGUUCGUGUGCAUUAUUCUCUUUCUACAGUUUAUUGAUAAAGGCACAUUAGCCAUUGUCGCUCUGGUUCCUGAAUUCUUUAACGAUGUAGGCAUCGACAGAGAUCAAUAUGCAUGGUGUAAUUCUAUCUUUUACCUGGGUUAUCUCUGUAUGCAAUUACCCAACAAUUUCAUGAUGCAAAAGUUUCCCAUUUCCAAAUACAUUGGUGUGAUGCUGGUGAUGUGGGGCGCUGUGCUCUUUUGUAUGUGCUUUGCUCAUAGUUUCAGUCAACUCGCUGGUCUUCGAUUCUUGCUGGGAUUCUUUGAAGCAACCACAUACCCUGCUGUCUUCUUGUUGAUCGCUACCAUGUACAGAAGAUCAGAACAAGUCUUUUGGUUUGGCAUCAUGUUUAUCAGCAACAGUGUAGCUACCGUCAUUGGCAACGGUGCCGCUGUGGGUAUUCUGAGAAUGCCUACCGUUGGUUUCUUUUCUCCUUGGAAAUGGGCCAUGGUCAUUUACGGGUCGGCUACCAUGACAGCCGGUAUUGUCUUUUUCUUUUUUAUGCCUGAUCGCUCUGAUUCACGCUGGUUCAAGUUGACAGAAGAGGAAAAGCUGAUUGUAGAGGACCGUGCAAGAGAUAAUGCCGUCGUGCCUAAUCGCAAGAUCAAGAUGAACCAAAUCUGGGAAGCGCUCAAGGAGCCAAGGCUUUACUGCUACUGUCUCAUCUCCAUGUUUCUCAAUUUCCAGAACGGCGCCUUGACCAGUUUCAAUACCAUUAUUAUCUCUGAUCUUGGGUUCAACAGCACAGAUGCCAUCCUACUCACCAUGCCUUAUGCCGGUGCUAUCAUCACCAUGAUCUUUAUCAGUACAUGGCUCAGCAAGAAAUACAACGAAGCCAUCUAUGUGGCUAUGGGUGCCUUGGUGAUAUCCAUUACUGGUUUGACCAUGCUGGCUGCUAUUCCCUCAGGCGGCGUCAAAUUGAUGGGCAUUUAUCUGAGUGGCGGAUGCACUCCUUCGUACGUCCUGCUACAAGCUUCCAUCUCCAGCAAUGUCUCUGGUUAUACCAAAAAGAUCUUUUACACUGCUGCCAAUCUCGUGUUUUAUACUAUUGGCAACUUUGCAGGCCCCCUUUUGUUGCGCGAUAAAGAAGCACCUCGCUAUCUCUCGGGCAUGGGCGUGUACAUUGCUGCCAACGUGCUGGCCAUCCUGCUCUUUGCCUAUGUUCGACUUGUGUACGUCAAGACGAACAAGCAGCGUCACCUUGAUAAGAAUGUGAAUAUCGCUGCUUUGCCUGAUGACCUUGAAGACAUGACUGAUAAAGAAAACCAACACUUUGUCUACCGUACAUAG
This is a messenger RNA of Mucor velutinosus, 1452 nucleotides long. RefSeq lists its product as uncharacterized. NCBI's taxonomy places the organism in Eukaryota, Fungi, Mucoromycota, Mucoromycetes, Mucorales, Mucoraceae. Gene Ontology annotation, cellular component: membrane. Bases 1 to 1452 code for a protein of 483 amino acids. Gene Ontology annotation, biological process: transmembrane transport. The record is from RefSeq and is a predicted model, not a curated record. Gene Ontology annotation, molecular function: transmembrane transporter activity. The transcript has 3 exons.